CAGGGGUGGGGAAGCGAUCCCCGCAGCUCAAUGACAAAUCGGCCGGGGACUGCCGGCCGGGGUCCGGCGGGGGCGGAGGCCCGGGGGCGGGCGGGGCGGGCUUAAGAGCGGCGUGCGGGUGGCGCCCGGCCGAGGCGGCGCUGGACGUGUCCCAGCUCUUCACCUGGGUCUUCUGUCCCCUGUCGCAACCUCAGCAAACCAGCAGGAUGGCUGCAAACAAGAGUAAGAGCCAGAGCUCCCUGGCCCUGCACAAGGUGAUCAUGGUCGGCAGUGGAGGGGUCGGCAAGUCGGCCCUGACGCUUCAGUUCAUGUACGAUGAGUUUGUGGAAGACUACGAACCCACCAAGGCGGACAGCUACAGGAAGAAGGUGGUUCUCGAUGGAGAAGAAGUGCAGAUCGACAUCCUGGACACGGCGGGGCAGGAGGACUAUGCGGCCAUCCGCGACAACUACUUCCGGAGCGGCGAGGGCUUCCUCCUCGUGUUCUCCAUCACGGAGCACGAGUCCUUCACGGCCACGGCCGAGUUCAGGGAGCAGAUCCUCCGUGUGAAGGCCGAGGAGGAUAAAAUCCCGCUGCUCGUGGUGGGGAACAAGUCGGACUUGGAGGAGCGGCGGCAGGUGCCGGUGGAGGAGGCGCGGGGCAAGGCCGAGGCGUGGGGCGUGCAGUACGUGGAGACCUCGGCCAAGACGCGGGCCAACGUGGACAAGGUGUUCUUUGAUCUAAUGAGAGAAAUCAGAGCAAAGAAGAUGUCUGAAAACAAGGACAAGAAUGGCAAGAAAAGCAGCAAGAACAAGAAAAGUUUUAAGGAGAGAUGCUGCUUGCUGUGAAGAGCUGUUGCCGUGGCGGCGGGCGGAGUCAGUUGCCAUGAGGACACAGGGCGUCGUUGAGGGAAGACUGUAGUCUACUGUGUGCUCCCUGCUCACCCGCCCUCUUCACGCAGACUUCUUCAAUGGGGAAAACACUGGCGAGUCAGCCCUGGCAGAGAAAUAAGCCCUUGACCUUGUGUGGACUGGCCACGGGGUCAGGAGGCUUUGCCGUUCCCUCCUCCCUCUUCCCCUCCUUCCCUCUCUCCCUGCCUCCCUCCCUGGAGUUUAACUAAGUAUGUAGUGUGAGAGGUAGGAAAUAGUUCAAUGUUAAUUAAAAAGGAAGAGCACUGUCAUAGGUGUCUUAUCUUCCCCCCACCCCCAUUACAUAACAUUAGCGCCUUUUGUUUUGAAAUAAAAAUGUCUUAUUUUAUUAGGUUUUGGGAGAAGAGAUGGGAUAAGACUCCCCCAGCCCUUGUCGGCUUAACAGUAGUACCCCCAAAAUCCAGGAAACUCUAAUGAUGCUUAAAACCCAGAUUUUGGGGGGAUAUGUUUCUUGGCAAUACCCAGUGGAUUCGCAGUGUCGCUAACAAACCUGAGUUCGCCCGCAGGGGUCAGUGCGGAGCUCCUAACCCCUCACAGGCGGGAAAGGAAAGCUGUAUUCCUCGUAUUGUGUACCAGCCAGUGGUCGUCUGUGCUGGCUGUCCUCCCUGUGGCCUCCUGGCAGGUAGAGCUUCUUUUUAACGGACUGAGUGAAGAGUCAGGAGUGGGAUACUUUACGAAUCAUGCACUUUUCUCAUCAGAUUUUAAGACAUUCUUUGGCUAACUCCUCUCGUAAUUGCCAGCCCAGCGGUUAGGCUCCUUGUCUCCACUGGCGAUGCCACAUUGUCUUCCAGCCGCUCCCUCUGCACAAGGGAGACCCGCAGGGCCCGGAGGCCGGGCGCCAGAGUACCACUGCCUUCGGCCCAGGAAGCCAGGCCCCGGCUCCUGAUAAUUCUGAAUUUAAAGUUGGAAUUAGUCGGGAAGGAUAAGCCAUUACUCUUUUACCUCUGAGAACUGGCUGCUGUUUCUAAUUUUUUUUUUUUUUUUUCUGAGACAGCUAUAUGCUUAGAAAAAUUUUUUAUUGGUGCGAUAUUGUUAAUCUUUCUUAAAUAUCCUGCGUUCAACAUUCAGAAAAUUUUCAUCAGGAAAGGAGUACUGUGGUAAAAGCCCAGUACUCACAUUUUCCCCAUUUUUCAGAAGUGACAUUUCACACACAGGUGCCAAAAGUGAAUUGGGGUCGGGGAGCAGGAACCUUUCAAGCUCAUGGUUAUAUAGAAUUUGUGGAAAUUAUGGUUUGACUGGAAAACAAUCUUGUAUACUUCCCAAAGAAUCAUGGACUUUUGAAUAAAAAAAGCAGAUAAAU
Pipistrellus kuhlii (Kuhl's pipistrelle) is the source of this 2208-nucleotide messenger RNA. It is a transcript of the gene RALB, whose product is annotated as RAS like proto-oncogene B. The coding region runs from base 207 to 827 and encodes 206 amino acids. Gene Ontology annotation, molecular function: GDP binding; GTP binding; GTPase activity. Gene Ontology annotation, cellular component: plasma membrane. The record is from RefSeq and is a predicted model, not a curated record. Lineage: Eukaryota; Metazoa; Chordata; Mammalia; Chiroptera; Vespertilionidae. The transcript has 8 exons. Gene Ontology annotation, biological process: Ras protein signal transduction.